AUGUGGAAGAUAACAGUAGUGUGUAUGAUUGUAAGUCUGGCAGCUGCCCAGAAAGCUACAUAUGUAAAUUAUAAAGUCUUCAAGAUUAUACCAACUACAGAAGCGCAGAUCGAAACGCUGCACGAGUUUGAAAAUAUCCUUGAUGGAUUUUCAUUUUGGGGAGAUCCGACUUUUGUGGGGAAAAGCGUAGAUCUCAUGGUGGCUCCGCACAAGUUGCCCGAAUUCUACGAAAUAAUGGCCCGGAUCAAGAUACCUUAUUACGUUCAUAUUGAGAACGUCCAGGCGUUAAUCGAUCAAACAAUGCCUGCAAAUCAAUCGACGACGUUCGAUUUCACCAGCUAUCACACUCUUGAGGAAAUCUACAAGAAUCUAGACGAUCUGGCCAGGCAAUAUCCCGAUAAAGUGCAAACUAUUGUGGGAGGCAAAUCGUACGAAGGACGUAUAAUCAAAGGCGUCAAAAUCUCGUUCAAAGCUAACAAUCCAGGAAUUUUCAUUGAGGGUGGUAUUCACGCCAGGGAAUGGAUCUCUCCGGCGACUGUAAUGUAUAUCCUGCACCAGUUGCUAACCAGUAAGGACCCGGACGUCAGAGCUUUAGCUGAGAGCCAUGAUUGGUACAUCUUUCCCUCGUUCAAUCCUGAUGGAUACUCGUACACUCAUACUACGAACCGAUUAUGGAGGAAAACACGUAAACCGUACAGUCUCUUUUGCAUUGGAGCCGAUCCAAAUAGGAAUUGGAGCUACAAAUGGGUCCGUAAAGGUAUAACUGGUAUCCCGUGUUCACCAACUUACGCCGGAAGCGAGCCAUUCUCAGAUUUUUUCGCAGCUGUUAAUGUUCCCUUAUGGCUACACAAGGGAUCAUCUCGACAAUUACGACGAUUUGAAUGCUAUCGGCUUGAAAGCAGCUGCAGCUCUGAAGCAAAGAUAUGGAACUGA
This is a messenger RNA of Linepithema humile (Argentine ant), 933 nucleotides long. The record is from RefSeq and is a predicted model, not a curated record. NCBI's taxonomy places the organism in Eukaryota, Metazoa, Arthropoda, Insecta, Hymenoptera, Formicidae.